CAAUGGUGACCUAAACGACGACUUUGUUGUGCUCUCCUUCUCACCGCUUUCUGACUCUGUUGAUUGCCCUCCUCCUUCUCCAAGGCGCCAUCAACGCCAGGACAAUGCUGCAGGAAGAAUACUCCCCGGCGGUUCCGGUCCCGGCCGCUACAGCUAGCGGCUAUGGAGACCACAAUUAUCAGGGUGAUGGCUCAGCCAACGGUGAUAAGUCUCCGACGACGACCCAGCAGAAGACUGUCCAAAUGUCGCCGGCGACGGCGAUGACUCAGGACUCCUACCAGACUGACAAUGAUGGUGAUUAC
Molecule: messenger RNA, 302 nt
Organism: Linum tenue
Lineage: Eukaryota; Viridiplantae; Streptophyta; Magnoliopsida; Malpighiales; Linaceae
Source: the annotation of a GenBank genome assembly